Messenger RNA from Penicillium griseofulvum, 2592 nucleotides. RefSeq lists its product as uncharacterized. NCBI's taxonomy places the organism in Eukaryota, Fungi, Ascomycota, Eurotiomycetes, Eurotiales, Aspergillaceae. Gene Ontology annotation, molecular function: S-adenosylmethionine-dependent methyltransferase activity. The record is from RefSeq and is a predicted model, not a curated record. The transcript has 5 exons. Bases 1 to 2592 code for a protein of 863 amino acids.
AUGCGUACCUCAAUCUACCUCUCCCGCUUCCUUGCCCUCCUCUUCUGCAUCGUCUUCCCCCUCUACCUCGCCAUCCGUGGUUCCGCCUGGAAGUCUGACAUCGCAUUUCUCCUCUUUGGCCUCCACGAGCGCGCUGCCCUUCACAUCAAGACCAUAUCCCCAAUUGCUGCCCCUCUAUCACCAAUUGUCGCCAAAGCCUUCCAAGCUUUUGGUGAGCCCGCAAAACCCGUACGCGUACCUGAACGCAGGAGAAGGAAGAGAUACCCCUCCCUUCCCAAUGGACUGGCGCACUGUAUCAACUCCUUCGAGCAGUAUCCGUUCCUCGCAGAGCAAGUGCUCCAGCGGAAGCAUGCGCGGUAUUCCAAGCAGACGCCUGCGCAGAAGGCGAUAAGCAACCAACUCGGCUAUCCUGCACAUUUCGAGAAAGCUAGGAAGGGGAUUGAAGUGAAUGCCCGGUUCUCGGAAAAGAUCGCACGGAUUGCGAGGGAGGCUUACCAUACAGGUCCGCUAGCGUUGGAGGAUGUCGAAGACGCGGGAUAUGGAGGUGUGGACCUGGCGUUUGGGCAUCUUUCGCGAGACUGGAGUACGCAGGGCGUAAGGGAGAGGCAGGCCGUGUUUCCGCCUGUUCUAGAUGGGCUUGAGCAACAUUUUGGCGGGAAUGUGAGAGGGACCAAGGUGCUUGUGCCCGGAAGUGGUAUGGGCAGGUUGGCAAGUGAUAUCGCUGAUUUAGGAUACGACGUCACGGCCAAUGAGCUGGACUACGGCUCCAUCCUGGCCUAUCACCUACUAACGAACCACACGAGCUCGCUGAAUCAGCACACCUUGCAGCCCUUUGUGACCAAAUGGACGCAUCAGGCCAAUCCCUCCUCGCGCUACUCCACCGUAACUGUGCCGGACCACUGGCCAAACAAGGCCGUCAAGCUCGUCGAAGGCGACUUCUUGGAGAUGUUCCCCGAGGAUGGUGAGUUCGACGCUGUCGUCACGCUCUUCUUUAUUGACAUUUCCGAUAAUGUGAUUGACUUCCUGAGCAACAUACAUCGGCUGCUAAAGCCUGGUGGGGUGUGGAUCAACCUUGGGCCGCUGAAAUGGGGCACCCACACUGCUCUCCAACUCUCCGCGGAGGAAGUGCUCCAGCUGGCAGAUACCAUCGGGUUUGAUGUGGACCAUACAUCAAGGAAGAGCAUCGACAGCCUGUAUUCCGAGCAGCCAGAUACGUUGCUGAAGUUCACUUAUGGGAAGAACAUCAUUGAUCUUCCUUUUCCAACCCUCACAGUCAACAUGGCUGAUUUCUCUCGCCCAACGCGUCGUAUUAACUCCGAGGGGAGUCAACGACGGAACUCGACUCUCUCGGACUCGAUCUCAGAAGCCCGCAACUCGAUCCGCUCAUCAACAGACGACUUGUUUCUACCUCGUGUAGCAAAAGACCAUGCACUCUCAACUGAAGAAUCAAAUUGGCAUUCUGCACCCCUCGGGCUAGCCCUCCUGCCUGCAAUUGCAGGCAUUUUCUUCCAUGAAGGUAGUUCCUUCGUCACCGACGUCACAUUACUAGUCUUGGCCGCGAUAUUUCUCAACUGGUCUGUCCGGUUGCCUUGGGAUUGGUACCGUUCGGCCCAGGCCAUCCGACGAGAAGAAAGUGGAUUCCCCGCGCCCGACGAUCCCCACGAACACGACCAAGAGCACCAACCCCAACACAAAGAGGCAGCCAUCUCCGAGCUCCAAAUCCACGAGCUCGCCGCACUAGCCGCCUGCUUCAUAUUCCCCAUAAUCGGAACCUGGCUCCUCCACGCCAUCCGCUCCAGCCUCUCCCGCCCCUCCGAAGGCCUAGUAUCAAAUUACAACCUAACAAUCUUCCUCCUAGCCUCCGAAGUCCGCCCAGUCGCCCAUCUCCUAAGACUAAUCCAAAAACGCACCCUACACCUCCAACGCAUCAUAACCUCAACAGACCUAAACCCAACAACCCUCCAAGACCUAACAAAACGUCUCGAAGAGCUCGAAGCCCACGUCGCCGAAACAGCAACAGCCCGUCUCGCAACGCAAAACCUCUCCCCAAAAGAACAAGAUCAACCCGAAACUGCUUCCAUCGUCGCACACGCAGCCCUUGAAUCCCGUAAAUCUAUCCAACCAGAUAUCGAGGCCCUUAAUCGCGCUGUUAGACGCUACGAGAAACGGUCCGCCCUCUUCACACUGCAGACUGAUCAGCGCUUCGUGCGCCUCGAGACCAAAGCUGCCGAUGCGCUUGCGCUGGCUGCUGCUGCGCAGCGGUUGGCGGAGUCGCGGCGUCCGAAUUAUGCGCUCGUACUGCUGGACUGGGCUUGCGCGUGUAUCGUCGUGCCUGCUCAGAUUGCGCUGUCGGUUGGUGCUUUGCCUGGGCGUGCGGUCUCGGGGUGCUGGGAUGCUGCGAGACAUAUGUUGAUCGGGCGGAAGGUUAGCCCGCAGGCACAGCCGCAGCCGAGAUCGAAGUCUAAGUUUGGGUUGAAGGGGAAGGCUGGGGCUGGAGGUGUAGGUGAGGUGGGAUCGUCGGGUGCGUAUCGACAGGGUGGUGGGAUGGCACCGCAGCGGCGGUCUGGGGCGAGGAAUGAAGAUGGAGUCUGA